Hydatigera taeniaeformis is the source of this 1506-nucleotide messenger RNA. The record is from the annotation of a GenBank genome assembly. Lineage: Eukaryota; Metazoa; Platyhelminthes; Cestoda; Cyclophyllidea; Taeniidae.
AUGAUGGGUUUGCCUUUUGCUGUUCGCGGCGGCUUUUCUGAUGGCCGUGCGUCGCUCUUUCUCAAACUUCUUCGAAGUUACACAAGAAUUUCUGUGCAAGAAAUGAAUCCCAACAUGCGAAAACUGGAAUAUGCUGUCAGAGGUCCCAUAGUUCAGCGUGCCAUUGAAAUCGAAAAGGAUCUUCUGAAGGGUGAAAAGAAACCGUUUGACAGUAUCAUCAGAUGCAACAUUGGAGAUUGUCAGUUUGCUGGGCAGAUCCCGAUAUCCUUCAUACGCCAAGUUACUGCAGUAGCUUGCGAUACGCAUCUCAUGGACUCUUCAGCAAUUCCUGACGACGCAAAGGAACGGGCUUUACGCUUUCUUAAAAGCUAUGCUACGCAUAUAUUGAUUUUAAAUCUAACUUUUGUGUUUCAUGCGCUUACCAAUAGAAAUUUGUUAUUGAAGCAAGGGUCUGUGAAUUCAGGUGCCUACAGUCAAUCAACGGGAGUUGAAGUAGUGCGUGAAGACAUUGCGGCAUACAUUGAGCAACGUGAUGGAAUUCCCGCAUCUCCUGAGAAUAUUUUUUUAGCGACUGGCGCUUCGGAGGCCGUUAAGUUCAUUCUCGGUCUGGUGGCCACUACAAAGGGAGGUUCACAGAGAGCUGGAGUCAUGAUUCCUAUCCCUCAAUAUCCUCUCUACUCCGCUACACUAAGCGAAUUUAACAACUACCAGAUUGGCUACUAUCUGGAGGAGGAGAGCGGCUGGAGCCUUUGCGAGGAAGAGUUAGAGAAACGGCUAGAGGAGGCGAAAGCGCAUUGCGAACCGCGUGUGCUUGUGGUGAUAAACCCGGGCAAUCCUACUGGUCAGGUACUCACCCGCGCCAAUAUCGCCGCAGUGCUGCAUUUCGCUCAUCGCAACAACCUUCUUGUCCUCGCUGACGAAGUUUACCAGCACAACGUUUAUGCUCCUGAUCGGAGCUUCUACUCUUUCAAGCGUGUCCUCCACGAGCUUGGUGGUGACAUCGCCUCAGAAGUUCAACUCGCCAGCACAAUGUCAGCCAGUAAAGGCUUCAUGGGAGAGUGUGGAUUCCGUGGCGGAUAUUGCGAGUUGGUAAACUUUGACCCGGAAGUUCGGGCCCACCUAUACAAGUGUCUCUCAGCCCGUCUUUGUCCCCCAGUUCUCGGUCAGUUGGCGAUGGAUGUGGUGGUGAAUCCUCCUCAGCCGGGCGAGCCAUCUUACAAGCAGUUUUGUGCGGAGAAGUCACAGGUGCUGAGCGACCUGGCAAAAAAGGCAAAACUAGUGGAGAAUCUGUUCAACCAAUUGCCUGGCUACCAUUGCCAACCCGUUAUGGGGGCUAUGUACGCUUUCCCUCGUCUGGAACUGCCUCCCAAAGCCAUGAGAGCUGCAGAGCUCGCCGGCAUGCCUGUAGACACGUUCUACGUUACUAAGUUGCUGGAGGAGACCGGUGUCUGCGUUGUUCCCGGUAGUGGUUUUUCUCAGAAACCCGGCACGUUUCACUUUCGGUAG